AUGGCAUCAAUAACCUCACCUAUAUACAUAUUAGAAGUUUCUUCAACUCAUCUUCAAGAACACCUUCAUACUCGAAAUUGUAUGCUUUUUGCUGUUGGAAAAUUCAUCUUCUUUUGUGCUGAUACCAAAGUUACUUCUUACAUUCAGGAGCUAGAGAAGACUUCGGAUUAUAUGAUCGCAGUAGUAGGGUUUCCAGCUCUACUUCAAUUUGUGAUAAUGUUGUCGCUCCCUGAUUCACCUAUUUGGCUAUAUAAAAGAAACCGGAAAGAGGCCGCAAUUAAAGAAGCUUUGAGGAAAAUUUACAGUUCUGAUGAAGUUGUUGAGAAAGAGCUUGGUGCAUUAAGUAUGUCAAUUAAGAAUGAAACAGAUUGUCAAGAUGAAAAAGACUCUUCUGUUAGGAGUAUCUUGCUUAGGAUAAGGACAACAUGGGCUAAUCCUUUAGAACGCACAAAGAUUGUUGUUAGCAUUGGUGUGCAAGUCGCGGAACAGUUAAUGAGUGAAAACAUGAUAAUGUAUGUUCUUCCCUGUAUCAUGAGGAUGGGUGGCAUCUUUGUCUUCCUUACUUUACUAUAA
Molecule: messenger RNA, 573 nt
Organism: Papaver somniferum (opium poppy)
Lineage: Eukaryota; Viridiplantae; Streptophyta; Magnoliopsida; Ranunculales; Papaveraceae
Product: probable inositol transporter 2
Exons: 4
Coding region: 1-573 (190 amino acids)
Biological process (GO): transmembrane transport
Cellular component (GO): membrane
Molecular function (GO): myo-inositol:proton symporter activity
Source: RefSeq, a predicted model, not a curated record